GAUGUAAUAAAGGAACAGAAUCAAGAAUUACGAGGUACACAGAGAGCUAUAAUCAGAGACCGAGCAGCUUGAGAGAAACAAGAAAAACAGCUGGAAUUAGAAAGUAAGAAAAUGGCUAAGAUUGGUAAUAAAGAAGCUUGCAGAGUUUUAGCCAAACAGCUUGUACAUCUAUGGAAACAGAAAACAAGAACUUUUGCUGUAAGUUCAAAAGUCCCUUCUAUGUCGACACAAACAAAAGUGAUGAAUUCCCAGAUGAAGAUGGUGGGAGCAAUGUCUACUACAGCAAAAACAAUGCAAGCAGUUAACAAGAUGGAUCCACAAAAGACAUUACAAACAAUGCAGAAUUUCCAGAAGGAAAACAUGAAAAUGGAAAUGACUGAAGAAAUGAUCAAUGACACACUUGAUUAUAUCUUUGAUGGCUCUGAUGAUGAAGAAGAAAGCCAAGAUAUUGUGAAUCAAGUUCUUGAUGAAAUCGGAAUUGAAAUCUCCGGAAAGCUGGCCAAAGCUCCAACAGCUGCCCCAAGCUUACCAUCUGCCUCUACUUCAAAGGCUACAAUCUCCGAUGAAGAGAUUGAACGGCAACUCAAAGCUUUAGGAGUAGAUUAGUCAGAAAAACCAUAAUAUUUUG
Molecule: messenger RNA, 628 nt
Organism: Odobenus rosmarus divergens (Pacific walrus)
Lineage: Eukaryota; Metazoa; Chordata; Mammalia; Carnivora; Odobenidae
Product: charged multivesicular body protein 2b-like
Exons: 1
Coding region: 112-606 (164 amino acids)
Source: RefSeq, a predicted model, not a curated record